AACAUGCAGCCUCCGCACGUGCCCGCUUGGAAGCUACGGACCAGCUGCCAGCCAUGUAACCAUGGGUGAUGUUCCUUCACUUGCUGAUUUGCUGGGGCAGUUGGACCAAGAGGAGGCUCAAGAUGGGCAGUUAGUGGAAGACCAUUCAAGACAAGAGGACGUUCCUUUGGUUGGCGAUUUGGUGACGGCGCUUUUGAAGGCUUUGCCUGGUGAAUUGGCAUCGGCGAUUGGUUUUUGUGGCAUGUCGCUGGCGGUGCUUCCCAUGCAACAGCGCGCCUUGGACAGGCCGCUUGGAACGGGCAUGGAGUUCGACGACAGGCUAAGCCCGCAAAGCUUGCUCGCUGAGCUUCAGGCAAACGAGGCAGACCUGUCACGCAAGACAAGCAGUGAGGUGGCGCAGGAGAUCUUGGCUUUGCAAGAAUGGCGGCGGCAGAUGUCAGCUCGGCUUCAAGUGUUGGAAAGGCACCUGGCCUGGAGCAUGCUGGGGAUCGAGCGCACGGAUGACACAGCUGCAAUAAGCAAGGCUUUUAAGCGUCGAGCACUGGAGUUACAUCCAGACAAGGGCGGAGACCAGCAGCAAUUCCAAUUGCUUCAGGACAUGAAGGCGCUUUUGAUCCCUGACGCCCCGACAAAAUCAAAGUCAGAAACUCAGGCUGCUGACGAAGGAGACUCCGACACUGAUGACGAAAUCGGUAACCUGCUGGAGCCACGCAAGGAAAGAAUGCCAGAGACAGAGAAGCCAAGUACCGUGCCUACCAUCUCACUUCGUAAGAAAUUGCACCAGGCUACGCUGCUGGCAUGGGGGCGUUUUCAAGAGUUGGGCAUGCAGCUCGCCCAACAUGAAAGUGACAAGAACGCACAGCGUGAAGUGCUCGGUGCGUUCGAGGCUUUUCUUUCGCAAUUUGCCACGGAGCAACCAACAGGCACGGCGUUGCGUUUUGAUCAAUUCAUCCAAAGAGGCUCCGAACUUGUGUGUGCAGCUACUUUGGUCGAUGAAGGGGCCGCCCUUUCCGCAGUUGCUCACCUCACUCAGACUCAUUCUGCACAAGAUGAUCGCUGGGGCCGACUGCUGGAAGCCUUGCCAAAGCUGGCAGACAAUGUGAAACAGUUCGCAGCGCUGGUCUCUACCAGCAGCAACCAGGCAAGCUCAAAUGGAGAAGCUGCGGUGCAUGUUGCCGGGAACGAUCCGGAGAGAAGCUUAAGCACUGCUGCUGAAUUGAUCCAGCAGCUUGAGCACGCGGAGAAGAAACCAGACGGGCUUUGUGGCUACAACAAGCUGAACACAGAAGGCCAAAAUGCAGAGCGACCUCAUGCAGCUGGCUGCGUUUGUACUGUUUGCCUUCGGCGGCGCUGGGGUUUUCGGCGCUGAGCGUGGGAAUGUGCGAGCUGUGGCUUAUCCUGGGCCCUUUGGGCGAAUGCCUUCGAGAUCAGCACCUGGGCCGGGCAGGGCGUUGGAGUGCCGUGCGUGCAACUCACAGCUUGGCAAAAGCAGCAGCAAGCAGUACCGGGCUCGGAUAUUCGUCCAGCAGGAUUUGCUGGACUUCGGUAUCAAGUCACG
Messenger RNA from Effrenium voratum, 1558 nucleotides. Lineage: Eukaryota; Dinophyceae; Suessiales; Symbiodiniaceae. The record is from the annotation of a GenBank genome assembly.